AAGAGCUUAUUAUGUAAAAGCUUACAAGGGGAUUGAAAACACUAGCACCGAUUAUCCGACCAUACACAAGUGUGGAUUUAAAUGUGGGAAAGGAUAAGAAAAGAAAAGAAGACGAAGUGUGGGAGGUAGUACAAACUAUUAUCCAAGCAUGUCAACCAUUCCUUAAACAAAAUCGGUCAUUUUUAAUUUGAGGCCGUGUUAUGGAGUUGCAGAUAAGAAUGUUAUGGGUUUCGUAAUUAUGAUGUGUUCCUAAAGAGCCUACACGCAUAUUAGUAAUCAAAUCAAAUUAGCGAAAAUAUUGUUAAUAGACAUGUGCUAAUCGAUUUGAAAUUCUAAGAAGAACGAUAAUCACCAAGGUCUAAAAAGUAUUACUAGCGCGAUAAGACAGGAAUCUUUCGAUGCCAUGUUUAUAAGACAGGAUCUUUGAGGGUAUUUCAAUAUCGUUUUCCACAAUCGUAGCACCGGCAACAAAGUCAUCCAGAACAGUUGGGGUCAAUAUUCACUACAUCUAGGAUAAAACACAUAGCCAGAUCUAGAAUAAACGCUUGUGUGGAUGUUGCUCAUUUGAAGCCUCGAGCUGAAACAGGCGCUACACGCUUGCCGACCUUAAGAUUUAAAACCCUCUAGAAUUCUUCAAUAUUCAUCAGUCUACGUAAUCCUCAGCACAUCCAACAUCGCAACACGGUGCUUGUGACAUCUUAAGUUGACAUCACCGUCAAGAGCAGUGGGUAUAACGUCAAGACUUUAAAUGAACAUCAAUUUCAAUUCUCUGGCAUUAAUGUAUUUGACAUCUGAUGUCAAGCUCUUGCUAAACUUCGUAGGCUCACACAUUAGAGUGUGAAGUGGCUCCCAAGAAGCGUCAUCAAUAGGUUAAGCCAUAAUUUCUUUGCUACCAUCAUUUGCACCUUCUAGUUGGCUAACACACAAGGUUGAGUAAAAAAAUAAUCAUGAACAAUUCGACGUUCGAUGUGGACAACAAACAGAUUACAGCAGAAAACUACGCCAGAGYCACCAUUUUCAUCGCUGUUUUUCUGCUUGGAUCCAUUGGGAACAUUUUUGUGCUUUUAAUUGUAAAACGAAAACGCCGCCGAAGAUUCAACGAUAUAUUCAUUGUGAAUUUGGCAAUCAGCGAUCUAGGACUAAUACUAUUCUGUAUCCCCGCAUUUACGUACAAGGAACUUACUGGCUUUAAGGGAUCCAUGUUCUACUGCAAAGGGAUAUGGCCCAUGAUUACAAUUUCAUUAUGUUCCAGUGUUUUUACGAUCACUGUGAUGGCAAUUUACAGGUGUCGGGUUAUUCUACAUCCAUUCGAACCUCCCUUACAGAAACGUAAAGUUUUUCCAAUGAUUGGUGGGAUUUGGUUUUUAUCUAUUGCGCUGGCCUUCCCAAUGUUUUUAUUGGCAACGUACUCAGAUGGUGCCCAAGAUUGCAUCGAACUAUGGCCAUCGGACAUUCACAGACGUAUAUACACGUCCACCCUCAUGAUCCUUCAAUACUUUCUUCCACUGUUGAUCAUAGCAGUAGCCUACGUACUUAUCGUUAUAGACUUGACAAAAUCAAAGACACAGCCGCCGUCGCUCAAGUCGGGCAGAAAAGCCAUUUGCCGCGCAAGACGUGAAGAAAACAUUCGAGUCAUCAAAAUACUGGCAACUAUUGUUGUAGUAUUUGCGCUGUGUAUGCUUCCUGGCCAUAUCGCAUGGAUGCUGUUACAUUUUGGCGGGAAAAAGGAACUCGCYGUUUCAGAAGAUAUCUUCGAAUUCUCGGACGUUCUAGCUAUCAUCCAUAGCUCUUUGAAUCCUGUAAUCUACGGGACGCUCACUAAACGAUUUCGCCAAGGUUACAUGAAGUAUCUGUCGUAUCUGUUCUGCUGCCGCUUUUACGGGCUGACAACGACAACAACGCGGUCACUAAAGGGAAACAGAACGUCAGAAAUGAGGACAUUUGGUUCCGAAAAGCAAAGCAUGGACGAUGGCGCAGACUACGAAGACCAAGAAAACCAAAAGUAACAUUGCGUUAAAAAGGACAGGAGUCUUAAUUUUAUGAACUUUACUGUUGUCAAUUCAGUCUUUUUGACGAGUUUUCAGAUGAAAAUGGUCGCGUUGCUUGCCUUUUCGCUGUAAGGCUACGUUCAGGCGGAAAUUAAGCCCAGCUCAUUCGGCAUGUUCUUGGCGCUAACUAGGCUUUGAAACUGUAAAUUAAAAUAAUAAUAAAUCAAAAAGGAAUUAAAGUUAA
This is a messenger RNA of Actinia tenebrosa (Australian red waratah sea anemone), 2232 nucleotides long. RefSeq names its product neuropeptide FF receptor 1. Gene Ontology annotation, biological process: G protein-coupled receptor signaling pathway. Gene Ontology annotation, cellular component: plasma membrane. Gene Ontology annotation, molecular function: G protein-coupled receptor activity. NCBI's taxonomy places the organism in Eukaryota, Metazoa, Cnidaria, Anthozoa, Actiniaria, Actiniidae. The record is from RefSeq and is a predicted model, not a curated record.